AUGCAAAUGCAACAACCGCAACAACAACCUACACAACAGCCACCUCAGAGUCAGACUCAGCAGCCACCUCAGGGCCAACAGCCCUCCCAAGCGCAACAACAACAGAAUCAGCAACAAAUGUUAUCCGCUCACCCUCAAGUUGACCAAAAUCAGAGGAACGGCAUGCAUAUAAAGAGGGAACAAAAAUUGUUGAAUGCUUACGUAUACGAUUUCUUAAAACGUAGUGGUGCUAUAGAAACAGCUAAAGCUUAUUUAAGAGAAGGUGAUUUUCAGGGCGUAGUGAAAAAUGACGGUACUGCAAAUUCAAUAAACGGAAAUGGAGGUUCAAGUUCUGAUAACGAUAAUACAUCGUUACCGGACGUCGAUGUACCUGUACAAGCUCCUGAAGGUUUUUUAUAUGAGUGGUGGACUGUAUUUUGGGAUAUAUAUAGUGCAAAGUUAAAUCGUCCUGGAACUACUGAAGCUCAGCGUUACGUACAAAUGAGGAAUAGAAAUCAAAUAAUGCGUACGCGAUUGAUGCAAGAUUCACUAAAUCAGAUACCUGUCGGAGGCUUUCCACAAAAUGCUCAUCAAGCCGUUACCGCUCAACAACAUUUACAGCGGCUGCAGCACUUACAACAACAAGCACAGCAGCAGUCUCAACCUACGCAACCGCCACAACAAUCACCCGCUCAACAUCAACAACAGCCAACUCAAUUCAAUCGACCGAAUAUGCAAAAUGGUGUGUCUCUUAACGUUGAUGCAAAUGCCAACGGUGACAUGAUGUCUAUGAGUCCACAACGAGCUAACCAGAAUCAGAUGAAGUUAAACGCUGCUAACUUAAUGCGUAGAGGGAUGCCAGCAAGUAUGAUGAAUCCUCAAAUGCAAGGGAUUCCUGCGGGAAGUAGAAUGUUUAUGCAACCGAAUAUGUUGCAAGCUCAAAUCGCCGCCCAAACUCAAAACACACAACUUCCAAGUCAAUCACAACAACAAUCAGCAUCAAUGUUAGGUGUAGCUAACCCUUCUUUGAAACGUAAUAACGAGGGAGUGAAUCAACCUUUAUCAUCACCAACUAAGAGGCAGAGAAUUACACCUAAUGAUUCUGCUAAUUACAUACAAAAUGUUCAAGCUCAACAACGAUCUAACGCAGUGAAUCAAGCUCAAAUGCCACAAAGUAGUAUGAUAUUAACCACGCCCGUUGCGAACGCAAACAUUUCUUCCCCGGAACUUAAAUCUAAUAAUAAUAAUAACCGCCAGACUCCAAAUCUAAAUGGGAAAAAGAAUGCCCCAACCCCGCAAAUGCCAAUGAGACAGCCAGUAAAUCUUAAUAAUAAACCGAUAUCUCCACAUGGAAAUCUGCAAUCUUUGUCUGUUCAAAACUCGCAUGAUAUCCAGGAUCCUCAACUAAUGAACCAGGUUAAUCAGAACAUUCACAAUAAUACCUUAAAUACAAUACCGAUCCAAAACGCGAUGAAUCAAGCCAUUCGACCUCCAAACCUCACUGGUGCUAAUAUUAUGCAAAAUUAUGGAAUGGUUUCAUAUCCAAACAGAUUACUCAUGCAACAAGCAUUAAUGAGACCUAAUGCUCCUGAUGCUCAAAAAAUUAAUCCUGGUUUUCUUAAUAUGGAUCAAAGUACGUUAGAUAAAUUCAACAAACAACAACAGCGCAACAUUCAUGAGAUGAGUGUUAUGCGGCCACUUAAUCUUCAAUUAACAUCAAAUAAUCAACAACAGCAACAAGUUCAUCAAGUUCAAAAGAAUAGAAAUGAAAAUAAAGUAGUAAAGAAUCAAAAACCAACGCCAUCUCAGGCUCAACCACAGCAGCCUAGCGGCGGAUCUUCUAUUGCUGUAACCAAUCCACAACAGAUGGUUUCAAACGGACAGGCUCAGUCACAACAACCUGCUCAGACUUCAGCGCCAGGAAUAAUGCCAUCCAUUAUUUCUCAACAAGAUUCUUCUUCUCUAAAUAUGAAUAUGGAGGAGCUUGAAAGUUUUACUUCGUCAAUGAAUUUUCCAAUGGAAGACCUUACUUCUUUAGAUAUACUUGGAAGUAGUGCUGGAGCAAAUGACAGUUCAAUUGAUCUUGGAGAUUUUAUUAAUUUCGAUAUUUUUGAGGAUCCUGGGUCUGCAAAUAAUGCAGGUCCAA
Molecule: messenger RNA, 2125 nt
Organism: Dentiscutata erythropus
Lineage: Eukaryota; Fungi; Glomeromycota; Glomeromycetes; Diversisporales; Gigasporaceae
Source: the annotation of a GenBank genome assembly